GCUGAUGACAGCACUCUGAGUUAAAUAAAAUUGAAAACGUUAUGUGUAGGUAGGUAUAUUAAAACAAUUGAGAUUUGUUAUAUGUGCACACUCUGUGUAUAUGUGCAAAAAGGCAUGAAAAACGGGCUCGAGUGCAAGUUUUAUUAAAUUUUGUGUACUAAAUGCUAGAGUUUCCGAGACAAUUUUCUAUAAAGCUUUAAAGUUUCUUUUUUAACCCAUAAACAUUCCCAAAAUAUUACCAACGGUAACCUAACCAACUGUUUGCAUUUUAUUGGGCACGAUUUGAUCGGUUAUUGUUUCCAUAGGUGAAAGGGCAAUUUGGCCUGGUUUGGACCUGGAAAAUAUCCUGUUACAAGUUGUAACUUACAACUCAUUGAGACUGCUGAUGUAACAAUAUGAUGUUUUAAUGUAGGUUUGUAAACAAAUAUGACUAUCAAUAAUAAUUUAUCAUAAAGCUUAAUAUGAUGUAAUAUUAACAAUACGUGUAUGCAAUAUUGCAUAACAUUAUCGCAUUCUAAUAAAAUAUAAUGUUUGUAUUAAAAUUAAAUUAAUCUGUUUUUAAUUUAAUUCUAUAUUUAGAAGUGCCAAAUUAGUAUAACAAAUAGCUAUUAGUUUUAUCGCUAUCUUUACUCAACGGUUUUAUCAAGUAAAAUAAAUAUAACACAGAAUAAUUCUGAAGUACCUAUGGGAAAAUAAUAAUUAUUAAAAUAAGUAAAUAAAAAUAUUAUAGGUAUUGUAGCGGCAGUACCUUCUCUACACAGGUACAAAAACAUCAUAAACCCAUGCAAAAAUCAUAAAACAUUUAUUAUAACUAAGUGACAAAAUGUACAAUGAACUAAUCCUACCCGCAUAGAGUUUUUUCCAGCCCACCUUUAUAACACAACCUAUCCAAAUUACCUACUAUCUCAUUUCUCAGCAAUUCGGAAAAAUCUGACUUAAGUCCCGAACGCAGACCGACGUCAUUGCACGUGACGUCAGUACUUCCCCUUCCUGAUUUUAUAAAUCCAUUUAUUUUCCUAGCUAAUAAAUCAGUUGACACCACAAUCCAAGCCAAGACACUCCAACUUCUUUGAAAAUUCUCUUGGGCCGAGACAGCUGUCUCGGCUUAACCUCCGUUAAUAGGAGGGGAGCAGAUAAAUCAUUUAAAAGACCCGGUAUUACUAUGGAUUAUUAAACUAAGCAUUGCUGCUGUGGUACAUGUAACUAAUAGAACGCUAGUGAAGGUCGUAAUAUUUACAAUGAAUGGUGUAAACAAUAUUAAUUCUAUUGUGGACAAAAUAGCAAAAAGCAUCCCGUUAGCUGAGUACGAUGUGGAGUACGGCGAAGGCAAUGAAAAAGGGGAAGGAUAUUUGGGCGAAAUGUUUUUUGUUAAAAUAACCCCAAAGGGAAAUAAAAAUACCUACAACAUUGCAAUUAAACGGGCUUUCACCGAUAAACCAGUCCGGGAAGAAAUGCCCAUCAGGGAGGUUUAUUUAAAUGAAGUAUUUUUCUACAAGGAGUGCUAUCCUGUUUUGCAGCAAUUACAAAGUGAGCUGGAUUUACCAAAAUUUAAUAAUGUCCCUAAAUGUUUUUACACAAGCACGGAACCCGAAAACGAAUAUCUCGCAAUGGAAAAUUUAAAGGCAUCAGGCUUCGAGCUGUUUCCCAAAGAAAAAAUUGUACCUUACGAUUAUUUCGAAUUUAUUUUCAAAAUCUACGCCAAUCUACACGCAACAUCCUUUGUAUUAGGAAAAACUCAACCGGAAAAGUUCGAAAAACUCACAUCAAAUUUAAGAAAACUCUCCACACAUUUCUUCAGUAAUUCUGCUUUUAAUAAUGUGUGGAAUGAUAUGAUCGCACAGGCAGGGGAAAAAUUAAUACCUGGCCAGGACAACAAAGCUAUACAAGUUUUUAAACAAAAGUAUUCUAACGGACUUUCUGUCUUCAUGGACUCUUGGGGAUAUAAUGGAAAACACCCUGUCAUAAAUCAUGGAGACUGUUGGAGCAACAAUAUGAUGUUUAAAUUUAACAAACAAAGAGAACUGAUAGACCUAAAGAUGUUAGACUGGCAACUACUAAAAGUGGGAUCCACAGUCCAUGAUUUAUCACACUGCCUGUACUCAGGAGGUUCAAAGGACACUUUCGAUAGACUGGACGAUCUUCUCCAAGUCUACUACAAAAGUUUCAGUGAUGUUUUGAAAAAGGCAGGCCUAAAUUCCGAAGAAGUCUACCCGUAUUCCUUGCUGAAAGAAGAAUGGAAAACAUAUUGCACUUAUGGUUGGAUCCUGGGGUUAACGAUAAUUAGAAUGAAGUUAACAAAUCAAGAGGACAAAGUUGAUUUAAUUGAAAUGAGUAGCAGUGAUAAUAAGGAAGAAAUGGCUAAGAAAAUAUUCGAAGGAAAACCGUGUGAAGAAUACGACAGAAGAGUAAGGGAAUUGAUUCUUCACUUACACGAAAUUGGAGCAUUAUAA
Messenger RNA from Brassicogethes aeneus, 2450 nucleotides. The record is from the annotation of a GenBank genome assembly. NCBI's taxonomy places the organism in Eukaryota, Metazoa, Arthropoda, Insecta, Coleoptera, Nitidulidae.